AUGGGGUCUGACGGCAGGGCAGCGAGACCCGAGCGGUUGCAGAUGGGACGGUGCGCUCGCUGGGCCUCGCCUCCGCAGGAGGCGCUCGUCUCCGGGGCGUGGCCUCGCGCAGCCCCGCCCUCCUCGCCGGCGACCGCCAGGCGGGUGCCUCGCAGCAGCGGCGGCGCCGACAUGGCUGCUCUGGUGGAGCCACUGGGGCUGGAGCGGGACGUGUCCCGGGCGGUGGAGCUCCUCGAGCGGCUCCAGCGCAGCGGGGAGCUGCCCCCGCAGAAGUUGCAGGCCCUCCAGCGAGUCCUGCAGAGCCGCUUCUGCUCUGCCAUCCGGGAGGUGUAUGAGCAACUCUAUGACACGCUGGACAUCACCGGCAGUGCUGAGAUCCGGGCCCACGCCACAGCCAAGGCCACGGUGGCCGCCUUCACAGCCAGUGAGGGCCACGCACAUCCCAGGGUAGUGGAACUACCCAAGACGGAUGAGGGCCUGGGCUUCAACAUCAUGGGGGGCAAGGAGCAGAAUUCGCCCAUCUACAUCUCCCGUGUCAUCCCUGGAGGUGUGGCUGACCGCCACGGAGGCCUCAAGCGUGGGGAUCAGCUGCUGUCAGUGAAUGGUGUGAGCGUUGAGGGUGAGCAGCAUGAGAAGGCAGUGGAGUUGCUGAAGGCUGCCCAGGGCUCGGUGAAGCUGGUGGUGCGCUAUACACCUCGAGUGCUGGAGGAGAUGGAGGCCCGCUUUGAGAAGAUGCGCUCUGCCCGGCGGCGCCAGCAACAUCAGAGCUACUCGUCCUUGGAGUCUCGAGGCUGAAACCACAGAUCUGGACCCUAACCCUCACCCCCUCCCCUGUACAGUAUUUAUUGUCACCAGCUCCUUAUUUAAAGAUCUUUGACCCUCA
Molecule: messenger RNA, 883 nt
Organism: Lagenorhynchus albirostris (white-beaked dolphin)
Lineage: Eukaryota; Metazoa; Chordata; Mammalia; Artiodactyla; Delphinidae
Gene: LIN7B
Product: lin-7 homolog B, crumbs cell polarity complex component
Exons: 6
Coding region: 1-795 (264 amino acids)
Biological process (GO): maintenance of epithelial cell apical/basal polarity; neurotransmitter secretion; protein localization to basolateral plasma membrane
Cellular component (GO): synapse; basolateral plasma membrane; cell-cell junction
Molecular function (GO): L27 domain binding
Source: RefSeq, a predicted model, not a curated record